This is a messenger RNA of Piliocolobus tephrosceles (Ugandan red Colobus), 1430 nucleotides long. RefSeq names its product acyl-CoA dehydrogenase family member 9 (gene ACAD9). The record is from RefSeq and is a predicted model, not a curated record. NCBI's taxonomy places the organism in Eukaryota, Metazoa, Chordata, Mammalia, Primates, Cercopithecidae. Gene Ontology annotation, molecular function: flavin adenine dinucleotide binding; acyl-CoA dehydrogenase activity.
ACGUGACUACGGCCUUGGCCGCGGAAGGUGGCAGCCGUCACGCCCUUCUGGCCUCUCCAUCCCCUGCUGCGGCAGACCGCGCAAGCGCAGUGACUACUGCACAUCGUCGCGGGCCAGUAACGUCAUCAGACGUUGCGGACCAUGCGUGUGUCCCUGCGGCGCCAAGUAAGAGGUGGAGCCUGAGGCCGGGAACAGCGGGCGGCAUGACCUGCUGUGGGCUCUUCCUGCGCACCGCGGCUGCGGCUCGUGCCUGCCGGGGUCUGGGGAUCUCUACCGCGAACCGGCGGCUACUGCGCACCAGCCCGCCUAUACGAGCUUUCGCCAAAGAGCUUUUCCUAGGCAAAAUCAAGAAGAAAGAAGUUUUCCCAUUUCCGGAAGUUAGCCAAGAUGAACUUAAUGAAAUCAAUCAGUUCUUGGGACCCGUGGAAAAAUUCUUCACUGAAGAGGUGGACUCCCGAAAAAUUGACCAGGAAGGAAAAAUCCCAGAUGAAACUCUGGAGAAAUUGAAGAGUCUGGGGCUUUUUGGGCUGCAAGUCCCAGAAGAAUAUGCUUGUGAAGUCCAUUUUGAAAACACCAAGGUACCAGUGGAAAACAUCCUUGGAGAGGUCGGAGAUGGGUUUAAGGUGGCCAUGAACAUCCUCAACAGUGGCCGGUUCAGCAUGGGCAGCGCCGUGGCUGGGAUGCUCAAGAGAUUGAUUGAAAUGACUGCUGAGUACGCCUGCACAAGGAAACAGUUUAACAAGAGGCUCAGUGAAUUUGGAUUGAUUCAGGAGAAAUUUGCACUGAUGGCUCAGAAGGCUUACGUCAUGGAGAGUAUGACCUACCUCACAGCAGGGAUGCUGGACCAACCGGGCUUUCCCGACUGCUCCAUCGAGGCGGCCAUGGUGAAGGUGUUCAGCUCCGAGGCUGCCUGGCAGUGUGUGAGUGAGGCGCUGCAGAUCCUCGGGGGCUUGGGCUACACGAGGGACUAUCCGUACGAGCGCAUACUGCGUGACACCCGCAUCCUCCUCAUCUUCGAGGGAACCAAUGAGAUUCUCCGGAUGUACAUCGCCCUGACGGGUCUGCAGCAUGCUGGCCGCAUCCUGACUGCCAGGAUCCGGGAGUUUAAACAGGCCAAAGUGACCACAGUCAUGGAGACCGUUGGCCGGAGGCUUCGGGACUCCCUGGGCCGAACUGUGGACCUGGGACUGACAGGCAACCAUGGAGUUGUGCACCCCAGUCUUGCGGACAGUGCCAACAAGUUUGAGGAGAACACCUACUACUUCGGCCAGACCGUGGAGACACUGCUGCUCCGCUUUGGCAAGACAAUCAUGGAGGAGCAGCUGGUGCUGAAGCGGGUGGCCAACAUCCUCAUCAACCUGUAUGGCAUGACGGGUGCUGUCGCGGGCCAGCCGCUCCAUCCGCAUCGGGCUACGCAACCACGACCAUGA